This is a messenger RNA of Fonsecaea multimorphosa CBS 102226, 1026 nucleotides long. RefSeq lists its product as uncharacterized. NCBI's taxonomy places the organism in Eukaryota, Fungi, Ascomycota, Eurotiomycetes, Chaetothyriales, Herpotrichiellaceae. The record is from RefSeq and is a predicted model, not a curated record. The coding region runs from base 1 to 1026 and encodes 341 amino acids. The transcript has a single exon.
AUGGCAGAUCCGCAAGAACAUGACAUGAACAUGGAGGACGGCUAUGAUGAAGAGGCUGACAGUGACUUUGAAGUCGAUGGCUCCGGUCCUGAAGGCUUGACCUCUUCUGAUGAGGACGAUGAGCGAGAUGCCGAUGAUGCGCCACGUCGACCCCGAAAACGGCAGAAAAGCGACAACCCGCAGGCGCAAGGAGACUUUAUCACAGAACUCGACUCGGGAGAUGAAGCCACCGUCCGCGAACAAAAGAAGGCGCGAAGGAAAGGCAAGAAAGAUGAGCAUGAAGUGCCAGAGCAGAGUGGAGAUGACUCUGAAGGAUGGCGGGCCCGCACCCGCGGUAUGCGAACGAGGGAAAAGGAAGAAAGAAGGAGGAACAAACUGGCCUCAAGCAAGGGGAGCACUAUCGAUGUAAACAGAAUAUGGGAAGAGAUGAAUCGGCCGGGUCCACUCCCUCCUCCCCGUGUGGAAGGUAGCGCUGUUGAUCAGACGGUCCAGCCGAACAGAACAGCAAUGCCUUCAGAUGCUGCUUCGGAGAGUAAGGAUACUGACAAGGAGAAUGUGCCUGUGGUCGAUGGUGAAGAGACCAUCAUGAUUAAGCGCACUUACAAGUUCGCAGGUGAGGUUCACGUUGAGGAAAAGAGAGUCCUCAAAUCAUCGGCAGAGGCCCGAUUGUGGCUGUCUCAGCAGGAUUCCUCAAAGGCUGGGAGCCCGGCAGGUGAUGGCAAGGUCAUGAAUCGACCUCUUCGCAAGAUCUCCCGCUUCGAUCCUAAUUUCCACAAUUCAGACGCCUUCAAGGGUGCUUGGACGUCCAGAACAGCACAAGAAGCCCAGUUCAAAGGUCCGAAACUCAACGUUGUUGAGAAAAGUAAGAUGGACUGGGCCGAACAUGUUGAUACUGAGGGCCUUCAGGAGGAGUUGGACACACAUGCCAAGGCAAAGGAGGGCUAUUUGACAAGAAUGGACUUCCUACAACAAGUUGCAGAGCGUCAGGAAGCCGAAGCGAGGGUGGCAAGAGUCAAGGGCCGUUAG